ACGAAUUUGGAUCCGAUUCUUCGUUCUCGCUUGAUCACUACCAAUUCACCUUCCGCCUCUCAAUUACCUUCUCCCAAUCCUUCUCGUCUUCCCAAACAUCUGAACCACUUGCAGGGGACAAAAAAAAAAAAGAAAGAAGAAAAGGAAGGAAAAAAAAAAUCCAGCAUCCUUCUUUAAUUCAAAAAGGAUCGAAUUGGGGAUUGAUUGACUAACAUGGAUAGGCUAAAGUCUUCUGCACGUCUCAUGAUUGUCUCAGAUCUUGAUCACACAAUGGUUGAUCACCAUGAUGCUGAGAACCUUUCCCUCCUCCGCUUUAAUGCUCUUUGGGAAGCGUAUUACCGUCAUGAUUCUUUGCUGGUUUUUUCAACUGGAAGGUCACCUACGCUUUACAAACAAUUGAGGAAGGAAAAACCCAUGAUAACUCCCGACAUAACCAUAAUGUCUGUGGGAACUGAGAUAACUUAUGAUAAAUCAAUGGUGCCAGAUGACGGAUGGGAAGAAUUUUUGAAUCAGAAAUGGGACAGGAACAUUGUCAUUGAGGAAGCAAGCAAAUUUUCUGAACUUAGUCGUCAGGCAGAAUCAGAGCAGCGACCCCACAAAGUAAGCUUUUAUAUCAAGAAAGAUAAGGCUCAAAAUGUGAUAGAAGCUCUUUCUGAGACAUUGCGAAAGCGUGGGUUGGAUGUUAAAAUAAUAUAUAGUGGAGGAAUUGAUUUGGACAUAUUACCACAAAGCGCUGGCAAAGGUCAAGCUCUUGCAUAUCUGCUAAAAAAAUUUGAAACUGAGGGAAAGCGUCCCAUCAAUACACUUGUUUGUGGUGACUCUGGAAAUGAUGCGGAGUUAUUCAGCAUUCCAGGAGUCUAUGGUGUCAUGGUGAGCAAUGCCCAAGAAGAGUUAUUGCAGUGGCAUGCCAAAAAUGUGAAAGACAACCCCAAGAUUAUCCAUGCCACAGAGCGAUGUGCAUCUGGGAUUAUACAAGCCAUUGGUCACUUCAAGUUAGGCACAAACCUGACUCCAAGAGAUGUUCCAGACGUUUCAAAAGUUGUUGAAAAUACAUCUCCGGGGCAUGAAAUUGUAAAAAUUAACUUAUUAAGUGAAAAGUGGAGGCGUGCUGAAGUUGAGAAGUCUGAGCAAUUCCUUGCAGAUCUAGAAGCAGUUUAUGAUCCAUCUGGCACUUUUAUUCAUCCCUCUGGUUCUGAGCAUCGUAUUGGGGAGCUUGUAAAAUUUCUCAGAGCAUCCUAUGGGGACAAGCGGGGAAAAAAAUAUAGGAUUUGGGUGGACAGUGUAUUGGCUACUCAGCUUAGUUCAGAUGCUUGGCUGGUGAAGUUUCAUACGUGGGAGUCAUGUGGUGAGACGCGGCAAGGAUGUGUGCACACUGUCAUACUAAGGAAAAAGGAUUCGGGCCAGUUCACGUGGGUGCAUGUGCACCAGACACGGUUGGAACAGCCAGGGAAAGACGCUUAAUCGCUUUAGCAGGUUCCUGAGGCAUGAUUCUAAGUUCCAGAGUAUCUUGUGAUAACUUUUGCAAUAAAUGUGUUUCGACAUGCUAAUUUCUGAAUAUUAACUGUAUCAAGACCCAUCAUGUGAAGAUGCCUCCCGUUAUAUGUAAUUAUACUACGACGCUCCGGAUUUCGGCGCUCAUUAAAGAUAUGAUGAUUUUCAUAACCUUAUCCAAUUUUAUUACAGAUCACUUCAGUUCAGUGUGAUGUUCAGUUUGGGAGCAAUCCAAUCUCUGUUGUCACCUUUUUCCGCGAGGGAGGAGAAUUGUGUUUUGCUGAAUUCAUUGAAUGUACUAAGACCCUGUUGGGAGUAUUGGAACAGGGAAGGAAAUGUAUAUGCGAAAAAAACAAGAAAGGGAAUGAAAAGCUGGACUUUAAAAUGCGUUUGAUCUGUCAAAAAGAAUAAAUGCAUCUCUUAUGUG
Messenger RNA from Neltuma alba, 1918 nucleotides. Its product is annotated as sucrose-phosphatase 1-like. The record is from RefSeq and is a predicted model, not a curated record. NCBI's taxonomy places the organism in Eukaryota, Viridiplantae, Streptophyta, Magnoliopsida, Fabales, Fabaceae. The coding region runs from base 214 to 1461 and encodes 415 amino acids. Gene Ontology annotation, biological process: sucrose biosynthetic process. Gene Ontology annotation, molecular function: magnesium ion binding; sucrose-phosphate phosphatase activity. The transcript is spliced from 10 exons.